AUGGCACCUUCGGAGCGCGUUUUAGUUGACAAGCUCAAGGCGACAGCUUUGGCGAUCUUCAACAGCUCCGAGCGCGACCAACUGAGUGUGAAAAGGGUUCGGGACAAGCUAGAGGCGCAACUUGGACUCGAGAAAGGAUUUUUUGUGCAACCCACCUGGAAAGAAAAGUCAAAGGUCAUUGUUAAGGAAUAUGCAACCCAGUUGAUCGAAGGAGAGGAACUAAAAGAGGCGUCUAUACAAGUCGACUCUCCUGUGAAGGAACCUAUCCUGUCGCACAAGAAAAGCGCAACUCCGAAUAAUAAGAGAGCAAAGAAACCCACAUCUGCAGAGCAAUCGCGACCUGCCAAGCGCCAAAAGAAACAAGAGACUCCAGAGGAAAGCAGUGAACUUAGCGAUGUGGUCUCGGACGAGGACAGCCCAGAGUCAGAGUUUGGUGAUUCGGAUGUCAGUGAUGCACCAAAACCAAAGAAGAAGUCUACGUCGAAACCCCCCGUGAAACGUCAGCCUAAGAAAAAGGCAGUUGAUUCCGAGGACGAGGAGGACGAAGAAGAGGAUGAUCUUAGCGAAGUUCCAAUUGAUGAUGAGGAUGACAGUGAUGCCAAACCAAAACCGAAGAAGGCUACCAAGCCGGCUGCUAGAAGUAAGGGAAGACGGAAGAAAGUCGAGACUCCUGAGUUAGAAGAGGAAUCUGAGCUUAAAGCAGAUUCUGAGUCUGAAGACGAACUUGCUUCAGCCAAGAAGGCGAAAUCGAGGGCUAAAUCGGCAGCGGGCUCCGAAGAAGACGAGCCAGCAUCUAUGAAGAAGUCCAAACCAGAAAUCAAACCAACACCAGAAUCUGACGCCGAAUCCAACGUACCUACUCCGAAAAAGAAGGCAAAAUCCGUGACACCUGCGAAAGCCAUUGAUUCUGAGUCGGAAAUGUCCAUCGUCCUUGACGAAGCUCCCAAGCCAAAAGCCAAACGCGGUCCCAAAGCCCCCAAAGAAACUAAAGUCAAGGCCGCCAAAGCCAACAGUAACCUCUCGCCUGCAGAAGAGCAGAUCAAAACGCUGCAAACACAGCUAGUGCGUUGCGGAGUGCGAAAAAUCUGGCAGUUCGAACUCAAGCAAUUCGAAGACGAUACGUCAGCCAAAGUUCGGUAUUUGCAGCAAAUGCUUAGGGAUAUAGGCAUGACGGGCCGGUUUAGUGAGGCGAGAGCGAAGGAGAUCAAGGAGAUGAGGGAGCUGCAGGCUGAUUUGGAGGCCGUGAAGGAGGGGGAGAAAGUCUGGGGGAUGGAGAGUGGACGGCCGAGUAGGAGCAAGGCUGCUAAGAAGAGCUUGAAGAUCAACAGUGGUGAGGAUGAAGACGAAGAUGAGAACGGGAAGUCGGAGAGUGGAAGUGAGGAUGAUAGUGAUGAGCAGCCGAGACCGAGGGUUGCCAGGGCGAAGCAGGAUCUGGCCUUUUUGGGAGAUGAAGAGGAUAGUGAUGAGUGA
Lachnellula hyalina is the source of this 1470-nucleotide messenger RNA. RefSeq lists its product as uncharacterized. NCBI's taxonomy places the organism in Eukaryota, Fungi, Ascomycota, Leotiomycetes, Helotiales, Lachnaceae. Gene Ontology annotation, cellular component: nucleus. The record is from RefSeq and is a predicted model, not a curated record. The transcript is spliced from 2 exons. The coding region runs from base 1 to 1470 and encodes 489 amino acids.